AUGGAACCUUGGAAACAAACAGCUAGAAACAAAAAGAACUUUGUCUUAUCAAAGAUCCCUGAAGGAUGGAUCUUACAAGAGAUUAAAACUCCAGAUGAAGAACCAAAUGUUUGUGAUUAUUUGGAUAAACUCUUAGAUGAACGUGAAGUUUACAUCACAAACUUGACAUUGAAACAAUUGUUAUCAGAACAAUUAUCAGGGAAGCUAUCAGCUCUAGAAAUUGCCAAAGCAUUCACUCAUAGAGCUGCUUUAACCCAUCAAAUUACAAAUUGUUGUACUGAGGUUUUUUUCGAACAAGCUUAUGAACAAGCUGAAAAAUUGGAUAAUUAUCUAUCUAAAACUGGUAAACUGAUUGGUCCAUUCCAUGGAAUCCCUAUUUCAUUAAAAGAUCAAUUAAAUAUUAAAGGUGUUGCCACUUCAAUUGGUUAUGUUCAUCGUUUAGGAAACAUUAUUGAAAAUGAUGAUGAUGAAGCAGUUUUGGUUAAACAAUUGAGAGGUCAAGGUGCGCUAUUUUAUAUGAAGACUGUUGUUCCAAUGGGGAUGAUGCUUUGUGAUACGUUUUCUGGUGCUUAUGGGCCUACUCAAAAUGCUCUAAAUAGACAUUAUUCUCCAGGUGGAUCAAGUGGUGGUGAAGGUGUUGUUGUCAAGGCAAAAGCUUGUAUUUUGGGAAUUGGAACUGAUAUUGCAGGUAGUUUAAGAACACCAGCUAUUUAUAAUGGGAUUUGGUCAAUAAGACCAACAAUCAAUAGAUUCUCGUAUCUGAAUGUUCAAAAUUCAUUUGCAAAUCAAGACAUCAUUGCUUCCACUAUUGGUCCAAUGGCUAACUCACUUGAAGAUUUGGAAUAUUUUGGUGAACACUUGUUAGGCGUUGAUUAUCAAUGGAUUCAUGAUCCAAAAGUUCCACCAAUCCCAUGGAAGACAAGUAUCGAGUUACCUUCGAAAUUAUCUUUUGGAUUUAUGAAAUGGAAUAAGAUUACAAUGCCCCAUCCUCCAAUUAUUAGGAUGAUGGAGACGGUUAAAAAAUCAUUAAUUUCACAAGGUCAUGAAGUUAUUGAAUGGGAACCUCCAAUUUCUCAUCAAGAGCUACUAGAUUUCAGUGUUAAAGUGUUUGGUGUUGAUGGAUAUCAGGAAAUCGUUAAAGAAGCUGAGCUAUCUGGUGAACCAAUUAUUCCUGAACUAUUAUAUUUAUGCGGUGGUGAGUUUCCUCCACCAAUCAAUUCAAUUGAAUCAUAUUGGGAACUAGCUGGUCAAAGAUAUAAAUACCAUCAACAAUACAUCAAGUAUUGGCUAUCAACAAAAGAUAAAACUUCAACAGGUAGACCAAUUGAUGCUUUAUUAACACCUGCAUGGAAUUGCUGUGCUGUUCCAAGAGGGAGAAUGGCUAAAUUAAAUGCUGAUUAUACCGUUCAGUUUAAUGUCUUAGAUUUACCAGCUAUUCCAAUGCCUUUAGGUAAAGCUGACUCUAAAUUGGACAAGAAGGAUCCAAAUUAUAAACCUGUAAACAAAUGUGAUCAAGAAGUUUAUGAUUCUUAUGAUGCAGAUUUCUAUGAUGGUGCUAAUGCUGCUGUGCAAAUUGUUGGUUUACAAAAAUUCACUGAAGAAAGAUUGAUCAAGCUGGCUAAAGUUGUCAGGGAUUCUGUAACCAAGUAG
Molecule: messenger RNA, 1650 nt
Organism: Hansenula anomala
Lineage: Eukaryota; Fungi; Ascomycota; Saccharomycetes; Phaffomycetales; Wickerhamomycetaceae
Exons: 1
Coding region: 1-1650 (549 amino acids)
Source: RefSeq, a predicted model, not a curated record